AUGGCUGGCGUCUGGUACCUCCGGGCCAUGUACCUGGGUCUGCAGAGCCGCUGGCAUGGGGAGCAACUGAGGCGCCACUUUUACUGGCGCAUGAUGUUCGAGAGCGCUGACAUCAGCAUGCUGCGCCUGCUGGAGGCCUUCCUGAAGAGCGCCCCACAACUUGUGCUACAGCUCAGCAUCAUGGUCCUCCAGAAGCACAUCGAGGCCCUGCAGGGUCUCUCAGCCUCAGCCUCACUGGUGUCGCUGGCCUGGAUAAUCGCUUCUUAUCAGAAGGUGCUUCGGGACUCAAGGGACGACAAGCGAGCCAUGUCCUACAAGGGGGCGAUAGUCCAGAUCCUCUGGCACCUCUUCACCAUAGCUGCUCGAGUCUUGGCCUUUGCACUCUUUGCCAGCAUCUACCAGCUCUACUUUGGCAUCUUCAUUGUUGCCCACUGGUGUGUCAUGACCUUCUGGGUCAUCCAGGGAGAGACAGACUUCUGCAUGUCCAAGUGGGAGGAGAUCAUCUACAACAUGGUGGUGGGCAUCAUCUACAUCUUCUGCUGGUUCAACGUCAAGGAGGGACGCAGCCGCUUCCGGAUGUCCAUCUACUACUGUAUUGUCCUGGUGGAGAAUGCUGCGCUGACGGGCUUCUGGUACCAGAACCACAACUUCCCCACUGACUUCAGCGCCUUAAUCAUGGUGUGCGUGGUGGCUGCUAGCUUUGCCCUGGGCAUCUUUUUCAUGCUUGUCUAUUAUUGCCUCCUGCACCCUAAUGGGCCCAUGUUUGGUCCCCAGGCUCCCGGGGGCAUCUUUCCUGAGGCUGUGGGUGCUGGCCCUUCUGGUCCCUCUGCUGAUGCAGUUACCAACCCUCCGCGGUCUCUGCCCCGGACUACAGGUGGAGAGCGAGAUGGGGUCCCUGGAGACCGGGACAGUGGUGCACCAGCGGUGUUCCAAGUCCGGCCCAGCCUCCCAGCCACACCAGUGGCCCGUACCACCCGGACAGAGGGGCCUGUGAUCCGAAUAGACCUGCCCCGAAAAAAGUAUCCAGCAUGGGAUGCCCACUUUAUAGACCGCCGGCUUCGUAAGACCAUUCUGGCACUUGAGUAUUCAUCCCCAGCUACCCCUCGCUUGCAAUACCGAAGCAUGGGGGCUUCCCGGGAGCUGCUGGAAUAUGAGACCACAGUGUAG
Messenger RNA from Vombatus ursinus (common wombat), 1167 nucleotides. It is a transcript of the gene XKR7, whose product is annotated as XK related 7. The transcript has 3 exons. NCBI's taxonomy places the organism in Eukaryota, Metazoa, Chordata, Mammalia, Diprotodontia, Vombatidae. Gene Ontology annotation, cellular component: plasma membrane. The coding region runs from base 1 to 1167 and encodes 388 amino acids. The record is from RefSeq and is a predicted model, not a curated record. Gene Ontology annotation, biological process: apoptotic process involved in development; phosphatidylserine exposure on apoptotic cell surface; engulfment of apoptotic cell.